GCAAUAAUCAAGUCCAUCGUAUCUACGACCGGCAGUCCCAAUGUUGAAACUGGUCUACAAAGUACCUUAUGCACUCCGUAGUGGUUCUCGCGGAUUGUGUUGGUGUCCGCCUUUGGAUUGAGUUCACAUUUGGCCUUGCUUGGCCUUCCUCGUGUUUGAUUGCAAAUUCAUUUUAACUUGGCCAAUACACAUCCUACCUAGACGGCUGAGAUUUUUCCCUACCUAGCCAAUUGAGAUUUGAAUCUUUUCAACACAAGAUGGAGACGAAAGACACGGAGAGAGCACACCAGGGCUUAAGAAAUCAAGUGUAGAUACAGGGUAGAUUUGAGUACCGACCAUGCCACUGCGGGUCCCCAUCCAUGCCAGGCUGCAUUUGCAAGGUAGGUAAUUACCUGGGUAGGUACCUUGGUAGGUAAGAUACCUAGGGAUGGUAGGCAGUACCUACCUAGGUAGGUAGGUACCUACCUAGACACAAGAGACAGAACUGCAAACGUGCAGCCCCCAUCCUGUGUUACCACCGCUGCCUGCUCAUUUCGCGUCCUGCUUCAACUUGAACCAUCGCUCCUGCUCUUGUUUUCUCCCUUCCUCAUCUAGCCACAAAAUAAAAACCCAAAAUACCCCCAUACUGUCCUUCAUUCAAUACAACAGCAUCAGGAAGACAACCAACUCAAACUUAACACAAGGAGAUAAACAGAAACCUAACCCUUGCCCAAAUCCCACCAUUCCAACAUGGAAAAAGCAAAGGAUUCGUUGCCGACAACUGGUGACCCCGUUCCUUCCCAAGGAACGAUCAACCCCGUAGACGAAACAGGCGGUUCAGCGUCUGACGAGAAAAAGGCAAAGAAGGGUUGCGAUUUUUGGUUCACUUUCUCCAGCCUUGUUCUUACGGCCUUCCUUAGCGCACUGGAAGGCUCAGUCGUAUCCACUGCACUACCGACCAUUGCGCGUGCCCUCGAGGCUUCCGAAAACUACGUUUGGGUAGUCAAUGUUUACUACCUGUCAAAUGCUGCCUUCCAGCCCAUUUACGGCCAGCUGGCUGAUCUUUGGGGUCGACGAUGGCUUACCAUCGGCGCUGUUGUCAUCUUUACCGUCGGCAGUGGUAUAUGCGGUGGUGCGACAUCGAUUGACAUGCUCAUCGGCGGCCGAGCAAUCCAAGGCUUGGGCUCUGCUGGUAUCAAUAUGCUCGUCGAAUUGAUCUUGUGCGACCUUUUGCCUUUGCGGGAGCGCGGCCAGUUCUUUGGCAUCAUCUUUAUGUUCGUGAUCCUCGGAUCCGUCAUAGGCCCCUUUCUGGGUGGCAUUCUCGUCGAUCGGGUUUCCUGGAGAUGGGUAUUCUAUAUCAACAUACCCUUCUCUGGCGUUUGUGUGGUACUUUUGUUCUUUUUCCUCCACAUUAAGAAUGCUGGGACCGGCAACUUCAUUGACAAAGUGAAGAGGAUUGACUUUUUCGGCAACUUUCUGCUCGCGGCGUCAGUGGGCUCCUGCCUGUUCGCCCUCACGUACGGCGAUACACGGUAUCCCUUCUCCGACACGCGCAUCAUUGUGAGCCUCGUCCUAGGACUUCUGGGUCACGUUGCCUUUAUGUUUUUCGAAGCCUCGCCAUGGUGCAAGGAGCCCGUCAUGCCGAUGGUGCUGUUCAAAAAUAGGACGUCUGCAGGCGCGUACAUUGCGACAUUUCUCCAGACCCUUGUCUCUUUCUGGGUCCUCUACUUCCUCCCGCUCUAUUUCCAAUCGACUCAGCUGGUCUCCGCCACGAGAUCAGGUGUCAUGCUCCUGCCAUUCUCCGUCGUCUACGCCCUCUCAUCUCUGGCGGGGGGUGCGCUAACGACGAAACUGGGCCGUUUCCGAAACAUUCAUUUCGCCUCUUUCGCCCUCAUGACCAUCGGCAUGGGCACUCUCACGAUACUUAAUAGGAGUACAUCUUUGGCCGUCAUCGUUGUGCUCGAGAUGAUCGUUGCCUUAGCCAUUGGUGUCCCCACAGCAAACCUGUUGACGGCGAUCCAAGCCGCCUUGCCCGACGAGCUAAACGCUCUCAGCACAGGUACCUUUGCGUUCCUGAGGAGUGUGGGCACCAUCUGGGGUGUCAGCAUCCCGGCAGCCAUAUUCAACAACCGCUUCGAUCAGCUCUUGCCUGAGCUCUCUGACCCGACUGCCGUGAGGGCCCUCCAGCGUGGAGGGGCAUACCAACAGGCAACGAGCGAAUUUGUGGAUUCUUUCCCUUCUGAUGUGCGUGAUGUGAUCAUCAGUAUCUACGAGCGGAGUCUGGAGCGAGUCUGGCAGAUCGGAAUCGUCUUUGCUGGCGUUGGGUUCCUGGUCAUUUUCCUGGAAAGAGAUUUGAAGCUGGGAACUCAGAAAAAGACGGAAGACAUAGAAAUCAACGACAUCCCCCAGACAGCCGCCGAUAAUUCUGCGUCCCGCCCAAACACAAUUAACGAUACUGCUUCUCAAGCCCCUAUCUUGAAGCAACGACGGUCAACAAACCAAGAGCGAGAGACUGUCUAGGGCAAGAUGCAACAAAAGUCGGGGACACAUCGAAUUAACAACGGAACUACUUUGGUUCCUUGCCCACUAGGCGGGUAGACUGCUUGGGGGUACCUGCUCGGACCACCAAAAGUUUUGUAGUCAUGGUAGGAAUAGAGGAAAGGGUAGGAAAAGGACAGUCUGGAUCUUUAGAUCUCAUAUAUGCUACGGGAUUUGUUACACUGUCAAGCCGCGGAACAUCUUCUUCAGGUUUGGCUCAUAUUUUUUUUUUCUUUUGUUUUCCGUUUUCUUUUUCGCUUCUUUCUUCUUCUCUCAUCCGUCUCUUUGUACGCUGCCGGCAGCAUACACCAAGGCGGUAGAAUGCCGCUAUUUUGCAUGUCAUUCGCCAAUAGAAGAUUUUGAUAAUUAAUUAUAAAGUUGGCAGCAUGCUGUUUUUGCUACCGAAAAAACAAGUCUUCAAGAUAAGGCAAGCAGGACAUAAAACAAACAGAGCUAUCAUAAUGUGCUGAUCCAAUUUGACAAUGGACAGUACCGAAAGUGGGGGAAUAGAAUGCAGCAAAUUUAAACGACAGACAGACCAGUACACGCAUUUUCUUUUCAAGUCUGCCUAAAUGUGUGCUGAAACAUCCAGCGGCACCCUCUGCACGCCCAGAACCUUGUCCAGGAAUUGGAAGGUCUUCUGGUUGCACAGGGCCAAGGCGCCCAUUUUUGCCUGCAGGCUGCCCUGGCCCUCGCUCUCGGGCACCCAGAGCUCCUUGUCCUUGGCUGCCACGCCCGUGAGCCCGUCGUAGCAGCGCCGCGUGUGGCUGUCUACGUCCAGGUAGAGCGACUUGCCGGCACCCGAGAGGAAGACGGGACAUCGCACCUCGGAAAGGAAGCUGUCGCUUUCCACGCCGCCGCCGUCCGUGGGGGAGUGGCUCUUCUUGCCGUUGGCACGGCUGCCGUCGCUCUUUCCGCUCAGGGUAUAGUUCUUCAUAUUGAGCAGUAUCUGGGACGGCGAUGACAGGCCAAACAAGGUUCCGGUCAAGGCUAUUUCCCACUUCAUCUGAAACCAGAGCCGGGACACGACGGUCAUGAGCUUGUCUACGAAGCCGGAGCUGAUGAUGCCCGAAGUCCAGGCCGAGAUGAAGAGCGGGGAUACGUGGGCGGUGCCAAAGUCCCACAUGUCGUAAAAAGGGUCCUGUAGGUGUUUUUUUUUCUCUUGCAGUCAGAUGGAGUAGUUUGCCAAAUGAAUUCAUAGUUACGAUUACUGCACAUCGAUUCAAAUCCAAAGUCCAAUAUUGCAAAUUAAACUGGUGGCGAAAUUGAAAGAAAGCCAGAUGUUUUUCGUUGUUUUUUCUUGAACCAACAAGAGCACAAAAAGAGUAGGGAAUUGGGAGGGUGAGGGGGGAAAAAGGAAACCUACAAUGGAAACACAAGCUUUCACCCUCCGGUCGACCGCAGAUCGCAGCGCAUAGUAACCACCCAUGGAGGCACCGGAUACGGCAAUGGCCUUCAUGUCGAGCUCCAAGCCGGGGUGCUGCGCACUGUAUGCCUCGAGAUAGUCGAGAACAGAACUGGUAACAACCUCCCAGUCGGGACGCACCCGCAGCCCGUGCUUCCUCAGCACGAUGCCCUGGCCCGGCCCGUCAAAGGUGAGCACGGCAUAUCCCAGCCCCGGUCCCGCAGCAGGGUAGAGGUAGUACAGCUCCUCCUGGCACGAAUCGGCACCGCCCAGGAAGACGAGGACGGGGAUCUUGUCGCGCCCCGGGAUGCGUUUUCCGGGCGGAGGCAGGUACAGCAGUCCGGGGAGGGCCUGCGCGCCGCACGGAAUCGACAGCGCGCGCACCUCGCCCUCCAUCAGUGCCAGGGCCUUGCGGAACAGCCUGCCGACCUUCUCGGCCACGGGCAGCGCACGCGGGUCCUGCGUCGGGGGCGCGUUGCCACCCUCGGCGCCCAGGUCCGACACGUACAUGUAGCCGCUGGCGCGGGCGUAGUUGGAGGCGCGCAAGUAGGCCCUCCGCGCGGCCUCGCGGUCGCCGCCCUCGCGCGCCUGGUCGGCGAGCGCCUCGGCCCACCACGACUGCCUGCGCCAAGCCUCCUCCCAGGAUGCCGCGUCGUCGGACUUGAUCUCGCCCACGGCCUCGAGCACCUCGGCCACGUCAGCACCGCCGUAGCACGCCGUGCCCAGGAUGCGGACCGUUUCGAAGUCGAAGAAGCCGCUGCGCGGGAAGAACUUAUGCAUCUUGACGGGUCUGAAGGCGAGAGGAAUAGGGGGGGAAGACAGCUUCAAUGGUGAGACACAAGCGGUGUGAGGGAUUUAUUUUUCCGAUGCCCGUUUUCGUAAAGUUGAUGGCGGUAAAAUACCUUUU
Pyricularia grisea is the source of this 4829-nucleotide messenger RNA. RefSeq lists its product as uncharacterized. The record is from RefSeq and is a predicted model, not a curated record. Gene Ontology annotation, biological process: transmembrane transport. Lineage: Eukaryota; Fungi; Ascomycota; Sordariomycetes; Magnaporthales; Pyriculariaceae. The coding region runs from base 730 to 2499 and encodes 589 amino acids. Gene Ontology annotation, molecular function: transmembrane transporter activity. The transcript has 3 exons.